AUGAGUGAUAGUUCAAACUUGAAUCUGGAUGAGUAUGAGAUCGUUACCAAUUUCAAGUUGGUCAAAAUUCUUUCCAAAGGGCCUCUUGGAAAUACCGCAUUAUUGUGUGACAAUAAAGGAACAUGUGUUGUCAGGAAAAGAUUUAAUAUUAGUCUAAUAACAAACACUGAAACCAAAUUGUGUUUGAAUGAAAUAGAUAUUAUUUCAAAAAUGAGCCAUCCUUUCAUUGUAAAGUAUAUUUGCAGCUACGUUGAGGGCAAAUAUUUGUCCAUUAUAACUGAUUAUUGCAGAGGCGGAGACCUCCAUAAGUACAUUUUAAACAGAAAUAGCAAGAAUAAACCCAUUGAGGAGGAAAGGAUCCUCAUUUGGCUAACACAGAUAUUAUCGGCCUUAAAGUUUCUUCACAAAAAUCACAUACUUCACAGAGACUUAAAGACUCUGAACAUUCUAAUCGAUUCUAAUAAGGAUUUAAAGAUUUGCGAUUUUGGUGUUAGCAAAGCACUCAACAGGACUUCGGACAAUACUGGUACCCUUAUUGGUACCCCUUAUUACUUCAGUCCAGAACUUGUAAAUGGUUAUAAAUAUGGGUUUCCUUCCGAUAUUUGGGCUGUUGGCUGCAUUUUAUAUGAGCUUUGCACCUUCAGAACCCCUUUUCAUGGUGCCAAGGGGAUUGUCGAGUUAACUAGACUGAUAAACGAAAAUGAAGUUCCUAAUUUGCCUCUCUCAUAUUCGCCAGAACUUAACAGUCUGUACAAAUCAAUGAUGAUAAAGGACCAUAGGUAUAGGCUCACUGCCACAGAGUUGUUAUCGACUGAGAUAUUACAGCUGUAUCAGAUACUUGGGAAUUGGGAGUGUAAGUCGACGAAAAGUGUGAGAAAAUCAAAAAGGACCUUAUAUGUAAUAAAAAUAAAGUAA
Molecule: messenger RNA, 915 nt
Organism: Theileria orientalis strain Shintoku
Lineage: Eukaryota; Apicomplexa; Aconoidasida; Piroplasmida; Theileriidae
Product: protein kinase
Exons: 9
Coding region: 1-915 (304 amino acids)
Biological process (GO): protein phosphorylation
Molecular function (GO): ATP binding; protein kinase activity
Source: RefSeq, a predicted model, not a curated record